Rattus norvegicus (Norway rat) is the source of this 4784-nucleotide messenger RNA. RefSeq names its product mediator complex subunit 25 (gene Med25). Gene Ontology annotation, cellular component: mediator complex; nucleus; transcription regulator complex. The record is from RefSeq and is a predicted model, not a curated record. Lineage: Eukaryota; Metazoa; Chordata; Mammalia; Rodentia; Muridae.
UCUUUCUUUCUUUCUUUCUUUCUUUCUUUCUUUCUUUCUUUUUUUUUUUUUGAGACAAGGUUUCUCUGUGCAGCCCUGUCUUCCUGGAACUCUUUCUGUAGAUUGGGACUGCAGCUCAGAUACACUUGCGUUUGCUGUGGAUUGGAAUUUAAGGCAUGUGCCAUCACAGCUUUGUAUCUUUCUACAUUAGUGAGGUUUGUUUAGUAGAGGUUGUUUAGUAAAUUUUUGUCCACACAUAUGUUAUAAUAUAAUUUUCCAGAUCCCUUUAUAUUCAUUUUGGCUUAUGUCAUUAGCUGCAAUGCCGAGACUCAGUUUCCUCACAUUCCUAUUACACUGUUUUUAUAUAUUAGUAUUAUUAUUUUGUUAUUAUUAUUGUUUUCUUUCUUGCUUUCUUUCUUGUUUUGUAAAGAAUGUAUUUUCUUUCAGUCGGUUUCUGGCUUCUUUCCCAGAAAACAGAGAUUAGGUGUUGCCUAGCAACCUUGAUUUAAAUUGAAAUUCCCUUCUUUCCCAGCGAAAACAACUGUCUUGCUUCCAAGUCCUGGGCAACUUUACACUGUUGCCUAGCAACGUCGUUUCCGAUGAUGUGAUUGGACUACUCUCUCCCAUCGGUUCCUGGUCAGAAAGAACAGAAUUUAUUAACUUAAUCUCUGUGUCAGACCUCUAUGGCAGGGCACGCGUUGCCUAGCAACCGGGUUCCCGAACUCCCUUUAGCCCGGAGUCGGAAACAAGAUUUCGACUCCAAGAUGGUGGCCGGAUGUGCUGUUUUUCGUUUUAUUUCGUGCUUGAUGUUGUGCACAAAAGUUUGUUCGACUUCAAGAGGCCCUUAAAAGGGCUCGUUGUGCCCAUUCUGAGAGUUUCAUGCUGUUGGUAUGCGCCAAGGUAGAGAUAAAACCACCACUCCCAAGAUGCCCCGCACAAACAUGGCCGUAUCAGCAUCAGCAGAAGUUGCCAGACGUCCGGCGGGAGUGCGCGCACCGCGCAAGCGCACUUCUGUUCGUCCCGGGACGGCGACGGCCUCUGCGGCGCUGGCGGCGGCGGCGGCGGCGCGGGGCAUGGUCCCCGGAUCCGAAGGCCCGGCCCGGGCCGGGGGCCUGGUCGCUGAUGUGGUGUUUGUGAUCGAGGGGACGGCAAACCUGGGGCCGUACUUCGAGGGACUCCGCAAGCACUACCUGCUGCCCGCCAUAGAGUACUUCAACGGAGGACCACCCGCAGAGACGGACUUUGGGGGAGACUAUGGCGGAACCCAGUACAGCCUUGUGGUGUUCAACACAGUAGACUGCGCUCCAGAGUCCUAUGUACAAUGCCAUGCUCCUACCAGCAGUGCCUAUGAGUUUGUCACCUGGCUCGAUGGCAUCAAGUUCAUGGGUGGUGGUGGCGAGAGCUGCAGUCUCAUUGCUGAAGGUCUGAGCACUGCUCUGCAGCUGUUUGAUGACUUCAAGAAGAUGCGUGAACAGAUCGGCCAGACCCACCGAGUCUGUCUCCUCAUCUGCAACUCCCCCCCAUACCUACUGCCUGCCGUGGAGAGCACCACAUACUCAGGCUGUACGACGGAGAGCCUGGUGCAGAAGAUAGGAGAGCGUGGUAUCCACUUCUCCAUCGUUUCUCCAAGAAAGCUGCCAGCACUUAGGCUUCUGUUUGAGAAGGCGGCUCCUCCUGCCCUACUGGAGCCAUUGCAGCCCCCAGCAGACGUCAGCCAGGACCCCAGGCACAUGGUACUUGUGCGUGGGCUCGUGCUGCCUGUUGGCGGCAGCUCAGCCCCAGGCCCUCUGCAGCCCAAGCAAGCCGUUCCCCUGCCACCAGCUCCAACUUCAGCUGCCACGCUCUCAGCAGCCCCCCAGCAGACCCUGCCCCCGGUCCCACCACAGUACCAGGUCCCUGGGAACCUAAGUGCUGCUCAGGUGGCUGCGCAGAAUGCUGUGGAGGCUGCCAAGAACCAGAAGGCCGGGCUGGGCCCACGCUUCUCACCCAUCAACCCUCUCCAGCAAGCUGCUUCAGGAGUGGGGCCCCCCUUCAGCCAGGCCCCGGCACCCCCAUUAGCUCCUGGGCCCCCUGGAGCUCCCAAGCCACCUCCUGCCUCACAGCCUAGCCUAGUCUCCACUGUGGCCCCUGGACCAGGCCUGGCAGCCCCGGCUCAGCCUGGGGCUCCGUCUAUGCAGGCAGGCACUGUGACCCCAGGUGGGGUCAGUGGUCCUUCACCAGCCCAGCUGGGGGGUCCUGCACUUGGUGGGCAACAGUCAGUAUCCAACAAGCUCCUAGCCUGGAGUGGCGUCCUUGAGUGGCAGGAGAAACCCAAGCCUGCAUCCGUGGAUGCCAACACCAAGCUGACAAGGUCUCUGCCUUGUCAGGUCUAUGUGAACCAUGGAGAAAACCUGAAGACUGAGCAAUGGCCCCAGAAACUGAUCAUGCAGCUCAUCCCUCAGCAACUGCUGACCACCCUGGGCCCGCUGUUCCGGAACUCGAGAAUGGUCCAGUUCCACUUCACCAACAAGGACCUGGAGUCCCUCAAAGGCCUCUACCGCAUCAUGGGCAAUGGCUUUGCCGGCUGCGUGCACUUCCCACAUACAGCCCCGUGCGAGGUGCGCGUGCUCAUGCUCCUGUACUCGUCUAAGAAGAAGAUCUUCAUGGGCCUCAUCCCCUACGACCAGAGUGGCUUCGUCAAUGGCAUCCGCCAGGUCAUCACCAACCAUAAGCAGGUCCAGCAGCAGAAGCUAGAGCAGCAGCGUGGGAUGGGGGCACAGCAGGCACCUCCAGGCCUGGGCCCCAUUCUGGAGGACCAAGCGAGGCCCCCGCAGAAUCUAUUACAGCUCCGUGCACCACAGCCUCAGCCUCAGGGUGCUGUGGGAGCUUCUGCGGCUACAGGGCAGCCCCAGCCCCAAGGUACUACCCAGGCCCCAACAGGGGCACCCCAAGGUCCUCCUGGAGCAGCCCCUGGCCCACCUCCUUCUGGACCCAUCCUUCGACCCCAGAACCCUGGAGCCAACCCCCAGCUGCGGAGCCUUCUCCUUAAUCCAGCACCGCCCCAGACUGGGGUACCCCCACCCCAGGCCUCCCUACACCACCUCCAGCCUCCAGGGGCCCCUGCAUUGCUGCCGCCACAUCAGAGCCUGGGGCAGCCGCAGCUAGGGCCGCAACUCCUGCACCCUCCACCUACCCAGUCUUGGCCCACACAGCUACCCCAGAGGGCGCCACUGCCAGUGGCCAAACGAAAGAGAGAAGGAGAGGGCCGCGUGUUUCGAGAAAAAUGGGAGCGAGACUAUUUCUUUGUGGAAGUGAAGAGCAUGCCUACGUGCUUAAUAUGCAAAAAAAACGUGUCAGUGCUGAAAGAGUACAACCUGAAGCGCCACUAUGAGUCCCAGCACAGCAGGAGCUACGGUCAGUACACAGCGCAGAGCCGCGACACACUCCUGCAGGAACUCAAGAGGGCCCUCCGAGCCAGCGAGGCUUUGGAGAGCCAGGAAUAGCCAUGCAGUGCAGUGGAGAAAAGAACUGUCAUCAAGGCUGUCCUGUGAGUCUGACAAGCUUUUGCAGGCUGAAGCACACAGGAGUCAGAGGCCUUACGGAUCCAGUUGCCUGAACCACAGCAGUGGCCUUUUGAUGGCUGCACAGAAACUCUGAGCACAUGGUUAGCUUUAUUUAUUUGUGGUGGUGGUGAUCUCCAUGCAACCGAGGUAGUCUGUGAGGUGGCGCCAAGCCAGCCCCUGACUUUGAAGUGGCUUGCUCUUGUGCAUGCAGACAUCAGAUUCAUAAGCACAGCUACAGUCCCCUCAUGGUGGUCGGGCUGUCCGUUGUGGGGCUGUCCCAUACCUCCGUCCCACUCAUGGUGGUCGGGCUGUCCAUCGUGGGGCUGUCCCAUACCUCCAUCCCAAGUGGCACUGUUUGCCAGGACCCAGCUCAGAUCCUAGUCUCAGUAACCAGGAAUUGAGAUGCUCAAAGAAACACCAUGACGCCUUGACUCGCAUUCCUGUACUUGAACUGAGCCAGUUGCCUGAGACCAGGACAUGCAGGGAAUCUGAACUGGCCUGUUCAGUUCACUUCAGAGUGUGCCGAGCCGAGCCCUGGUUCCCUGGAGGGAACCUGGUUAGACACGUUUGGUUGAAGUUCCCACCCUUGUGAACACUGACUCUGUCUCAGAAGGACAUUCACGAACAGCUCCUGAAUGUAUGACUGGGGUGUGAUCCUGGCAGAUGGAUGCCUUUUCGAGCAAUAGUGGGACUGCCUAUCCUUGCUGCAGCUGGUUUCUGGAAAUGAGAGGCGGCCAGGACCAGUUACCCACACUGUGAGACCCAAGACCAAGUUCCCCGAGGGCCAUAUUCUACUUGAACUUGAGCUAACACUGGCUAGCUCGCCUUACGAUGAUGUGAAUGCAGACCCCAGUCCGAGUUGCAGUGCAACAGGGUGCAUGCAGUUCUGCAAGAUGGCGAGGAUCCUUUACCUCUGUCCAGCAGUAUCCUGAGUGUUUGGCUGCCCACACUUGUGACAGUCACUGUUUUCCGUUACUAAAUCAAAAAACUCCGUUUUAAGGAUUAAGGUUGAAAUUUCACCUGCCCAUCUCUCUGUCCCAACCAAUGCCAGCACUGACACCUGGGUGUAGAAGGGCAGGUGUCAACCUUCCACUCAAAAGGCACAAGAGAAUUACAAGAGAGAAAUUUUAAUAACUAAAUAUUUCUAUUUUUCAAUUUGUAUUUUUUCAAUUUUGAAUUUAAAGUAUGAACUCUAGUAUCAUACGUGUUUGUGUUGUAUUCCGUGCGUUCACCAUAGCUCAGUAAAGAUCCAAUUUGAUUAUC